AUGCCCGUGUAUGAGGAGAAGUUGAUCUCGCCGCUUGCGGUCAGAUUUUCACAGGAACAUGUGAGAAGCACCUUUCGAAAUGGAAUGAACCUAGAGGCAGCUGUGGGGUUGGUCGAAGUUCAAACCUUCCAGGGUCCCAAAGACCCACAGUCCCCACACAACUACGAUCUGUUGCUAAAGCCGCCCUUUCCAAACAUCGAAAUCGUUCGCUGGGCACCAGGAAUGCGGAACAAGCAAAGCAUCCCAAUGGAGUCCAUGCAGCAUUGGUAUACUAAGGAUAAUCGCAGGCUCUAUGUGCUGCAAAGGGCGGCUACCAAAUAUUGGCCCAAGAAAGUGGCUGUGGAAGCGGAUGUGCUCUUUGCAGUGCCCAAUGGGCUGAGGAAGAAAUAUGAUUCCUCCACUGCGGGUCUGCUAGUGGCAGUCGGUGACUCUGGGGAUUUUUCUCCCAGCACCUUAGUUUGGCAUUGGGGCCAUGCUGUGACGCAUUUGACUGGCAAAAAUGUGAACAUGGCCAAGGAAAAGUCGGCCUUCCAGCAGUUGAAGCAGGACGAUUUGUCCAGCAGCCUGGAUCAAUUGGUGAGCCUUGCCACGGGACGCCGCUUCGACCCACUGCACAAACUGCCGGGAUUCUCCUCCGACUCUGCCAGUGCUUCCAGUGAGCCGGAGGAGGUCGCAGAGGUCGGCAAGGCUGACAAGGCGCGAAAGGAGACGGUGAGCCAGGAGAAACAGGAGAAACAGGAGAAAGGUCAGCAAGGUCAGAGAGGGAAAGGAAUGAAAGGAGGAAAGAAAGGGAUGAAAGAUAUGAAAGAGGAAGAACCGGUGAAGGUCACGGAAGAGCACCCCAAGAACAUCAGGGAGAAGGUGAAGAACAGAAAGAAAAACAAGAGAGCCGCAAAGGCCAAAGAAAUUCAAGAAAGCGAUGAGUCCAGUGAUUCCAGUGAUUCUAGUGAACUGGACUGGUCACAAUGGUGGCCCGACUUUGACGAGCAUUGGGAAAGAGUGACGAAGUGCCUUGAUGGUGUUUGGAAAGGUCCCAAAGGUGAAACCUAUCAGAUGUGGUUCGAGGAACCGGGCGCGGAGGAGGUCAGAGGCUAUUGCACACGAGAACAGAAGAAGAGCAGCAAAACUUUCUCCGUACGCUAUGACUAUGGCACCUGUCUGCUUUGGUGGGGCACGGGCCGGCGGUUCUGCUUGGACCCAGAGGAGUUACGACGGAACCGGCGAUGUGCUCGAUGGUACGCUGCUGGGAAGGAAGCUCCAGAAUUUGAAUGGCUACUUGUCCAGGAAGACAGCGAUGACGAUGAUGAGGACGCGCCCUUGACAUUGGCCUUGAGCAACCCCAACCAGCUCAUCCAGGAGUUCUACAAAGAUCUUUUGGAUGAGGAUGGCUACAUCAUCAAGCGGAGGGCGGCAUUGAGAAAGCGGGCAGGGUUACGAGAUAAGGAUUCAAUGGUGCCACCAUUCAGCUUUGUCGAUCGGUUCUGCAAGGGCGAGACAGUGUAUGAAAUGGAAGUCAUACAGGAGGACAACAACCACUUUCUUAGUGAGUACUUGGCCCAGUUCGCUGACAAACUUCCGAGUGAUGGCGAAUCGGAGGAGGCUUUGAAAUGGGCCAGCAUCACGUACGGCCUCAACCCGCAACUCAAGCACGAGUCAGACCACAGGGUUUGGGCCAGUAUGGAGGGAGGUGUGCAACGUGCGCUGGCCCAAUAUGCCAUGACCCGGUUUCAGAAGGCUUCCAAAGCCCGGGGUGGACAUACUGAGAUGAACAAGCUCAAGAGCAUUAUACGGGCCAAAUUGCAGGCUGUCGGCAUGCUCAGCGCUUCUGGAAAGAAGAUUGCGACUAGAGGGCCAACAGCUAGAAAGGACCGAAAAGAUGAAACGGAAAAGAAGCUUGGGGAGGAAAAGAAAAAAGAGGUGGUGCAGGGGUCCAUCCGCAAGAUGAAACACAUAGACGAGCAAGAGACUUUACCAUACAUGGACAUAUCCUCACCACCAGAGGGAGACAUGACUGCAAGUCAGGAAGAGACGGAAGAAGAACCGUCCAAAACUGACAAGAAAGAUUCCAAAGAUGCAAAUGAGACUCAGGAGGAGGAAGCCAAGGACGAGGAGCAUGAGGCAGAAGAGGAAACACAAGAGGAUGAGGAAGAGGAGGAAGACGAAGAAGAUCCACCUGAGGAGGUUUUGAUCCCUGAGGCAAUGGUUCAGGAGAUUGAGGAGCCUCAGGAAGAUGAUAUGUUUGAGGAAGAAGUGCAGGAUAGCCAAGUUCCCCCAGAGCACAUGGAGCAGUCCCUUUGGGACGAACCAUGUGAGGAGACACAAGAAAACAUAGACCAUGAGACUCAGGAAGGCAAGACGAAGGAUGCAGAAAUUGAAAUUCAGGACGACAGCCCAGAAACUGGAAAAGAUGAAGACCCUGGAAGUGGCGCUUUCAAAGACACUGAAGGCUGUCUUGGAGUAGGACCCCAGGAGUACGCAAACCCUAAACUGGAGGAGAAGGCAGACAAGUUGGCAGAGAAGAUCACCAAAAAAGCUUCCUACACAACCAAUGAUGAUAUCAUCGUUGCUCAACGAAAGAUACGCCAGACUGUGAAAGAAGGUGAAGGGUGUGCUGAAGAAGGAAGCAUGGAAGAUGAGGACAGAAUGAUCCGUGAUGCUGAGGAAGAAUCCACAGAACAGAAACCACGAGGGAGAGGAAGAGGAAAGGGCAGGGGCAGAGGCAGAGGAGGCGCUGCCAAAAGAGACAAAUCCCCUGCAGAAGAGAACAAAGAAGAUGCAGAGACAGAACCUACAGUGAAGAAGAAGAGAAAGAGCCAAGAUGAAAAACAUAAAGUUGCAGAGAAAGACCGCAACGAGCAGGAGAAAGGCAUGGAGGAUGAUGACGAAACUGACAAGAACACCAAGAAGAAGAAGAAAGAAGACCGAGUGCAGAAAGGCAUGGAGGAGGAUGAGGACCUGGAACAGAUUGCCAAGGAGAAGAAGUUGAAAGAAGACCGAGGGAAGAAAGGCAUGAAGGAGGAUGAGGACCUGGAACAGAUUGCCAAGGAGAAGAAGUCGAAAGAAGACCGAGCGAAGAAAGCCAUGGAGGAGGACAAAGAUCCAGGACAGGGAAAGGGGGAGAUGGGAAAAGAACCAAAGACAAAGACAAAGCAAAGUCCGAUGAAAUUAGCAUCCGCAGCAUCCAAGCGGGUGGUUGAGCAACAGAAGGCGGCCCAAUCUGGUUCGGAGGGGGUCAGGAGAAACCUAGAAGAUGAGUUUGCUAUGCUUGCUGGGAAUGGCAAACCAAAGAAAGUCAAGAAAGUUCCAAAGUUUGAUGAAGAAGCUAUGGAGAUCGCAAUGGCAAAAGUGGCAAAGCUAUCCAAGAACUCACCUACCUUUGUUGUCCCUGCUGAUGUUCAGAAAGCUGUCGAAGACUUUGAAAGAACAGGGGAGUUCACGUACCCUCGCAAGUCCUUCACGCUCACCAUGCCGAAGGAUCUCGGAGCAGGAGCUGUGGAGGAACCUGGAUCGAUUGGAGUAGUGUUGGACACCCGUACCUUCUUUGUCUCAAAGGUUCCCAAGCAGCGGAUCUUGGAUAUCAAUGAGGCAUUCAAAGUCACCCCACCGUUGAAUGCCAAUGUGCGCAGAGGUGUAAGUUUGGCGUGGUCAAAGUACGACUAUGACAAAGCGUGGGAAAUCGCUGUGCAUCUUGCUGGCUGGGUCCCACUCGAUGACCCAGAUUCGGAUGAGGAUGAACUGGAUGGUGGAAAUGAGAGUGGUGCAAAUGACGAGCAAAACAACUCUCCUUGGGCCUACCGAUUGAAACACAAGCUGACACAGUCAGUGCGAAAGCGGGUUAAGAAGAACCAGCAAAAGAACAAGGCGUUGGCUCGGAAGUAUGUGGAUAAGAAUGGUCAGAAAAGGGUGUGUGGAAUCCCUGCUCAACUUCGUGCUUCGCAGAUCUACCCACCUGGAUAUGGGAAGGCUAUUUGCAGAUACCAUCGCAAAUGGCUAGCAGAAUCUGACUCCGUCCAAGAGCUUCGCAAUGCCAUGUAUCCACCUACCAGUGCGUUGCUGGACCCACAGCGCCCAAAUGUGACGAAGGCUCCCUAUGGUUGGAGGCACGCAGCCCUUUCUGAGCUGCGUGAGCUGCUUAGAUCUGAGAGGGAUGCCGGGAAUUACCAUCCGUUGCUGACUGGGGGCUUGGAUGAUUGA
This is a messenger RNA of Cladocopium goreaui, 4194 nucleotides long. The record is from the annotation of a GenBank genome assembly. Lineage: Eukaryota; Dinophyceae; Suessiales; Symbiodiniaceae.